Rhopilema esculentum is the source of this 1974-nucleotide messenger RNA. NCBI's taxonomy places the organism in Eukaryota, Metazoa, Cnidaria, Scyphozoa, Rhizostomeae, Rhizostomatidae. The record is from RefSeq and is a predicted model, not a curated record.
AUGCAUGAUGCCGAUCCUACAAAGAUCCAAGCGAUGAUAUUGGAGAAAGAUGCUCUAGUACGCGAAACAGAGCUGCAAGAGCGACAGCUAAAUACAAAGAACAAGAAGAUUGAAGAGCUGAAUGAGAGAUUGGAGUACCUUGAAGACAUUGUGCAGAAGUAUGCAAUUCAGCUUGAGAAAAUGAGAAUGUCUGAAGGGAUACCUCGCACAAACUGGACAAAGAGCCUGAUCGAAGAAAACAUUCAAAUGAGAGAAAGGCUUGACUGGUUAUUUGAGGAGAAAGAACAGAUUCAACAUGAAUGUUUGAAGCUUGAAAAUCGUCUUGAAGAACAGGAGCAGAAGUUGCAACUCCUUCAAGAUCACAUUCAUCGUUUUGAGAGGAAGCAAAAAGAAAUACCCUUGCAAAAAGCAGUCCAGUCAGAUUCAAGAUCAGAGCAACAAUGUGGCAACUUAAAUGAAGAGGAUGAGACCUUAUCAGGAAGUGAAGUGUUGGAAAUGCAGAGCGGAGAAGGAUUGAACAAAGAACAGUUCAAUGAUGAAAAGUCUGGCUCUCAGUCUGCUUCCCUGGACCUCGGAAGCGAAGGGGGUGAAAUGAUUAAUGGUAGAAGCUCCCCUUUCAUUGAGCAACAUGAAGGAGUCGCAAAUGAGCAAAAAUGGAAAGACGAUGCAGCUUCUGGUGGGAUAUGCCUUCGGACAAUUAAAGAUCUAAAAGAAGACUCAGAUCAUGUUGGACAGCUGCAGAUGAUGCAAAUUUGUAUUGGCAAAAUAGCUAACUAUUUGCAGAUUGAUAUAGAUGUCAACAUUCUGCAGAAUAAUCACCACGGUUCUGAAGGCAGGGCCUGUACUUUAGAUGAAAUCGAAGGCAAAGUCUUUGCGAUUAUAAAAGAAAAUGAGCAUCUGAAGAAAGAAACAAGAGAAUUAAAAAGCCUGGUCGAAUUUUUGGAAUUUGAGCAAACGUUCACAAAGGAAGAUUUGCAAGAUUCCGAAGAAAGGAAUGUGGAUCUACAGAAGAAACUUGAAGAUGUAGUAAAAACUGAACAGGUUUUGCAAGGACAGUUGACAACCUGGAGUAAUCUUUGUGGUAAGCUUUAUGCAACUAUCAGAAAAGGAGAGCAGAAACCAGCAGAAAAAUGUUCCAUGCUAAUAGAACGUGCUGUAGCAGCCAAGCGGGCACGAAGAAAUGUAUUGCGACAGAAAUGUAAAAACAUUGGUGUUCAACUCAAAGCGUGUAAAGCAAAGGCCAACGGAUCAAAGAGGUGCAUAGACGCAUUUGCAGGUAGAAAUCUGGAACUGGAGUUGAAAGUUGAUUUGCUUCAGUCUAUGAACAAAGCAAUAACAGAUCAAAAAAAUGAAUUAGAACUAGCAUAUAAGAACGAAAUUCAAGCCAAUAUACGCAUACAAGAUGAACUCGAGGAUAUGCGGGAGCUAGCCGACAAGGCCAAAAUUUUCAGAUCAGCUUUGAAUGAGCAAAGAAAAGAAGUAGAUUUCAUCAAUUUGGAAACUUUUAUGCUUUUCAAGAACUUAAAGGAGGAAAAAGAGCAGCAUGCUGAUAGUCAAAAGAAGUUACAGGUUGCAUUGGUAGGAAAAGAGGUCGUUCAGAAGGGAUUUGAAAAAGAAAUGAAGAGGUAUGAAGAUUGUAAAAGAAAACUGUUCGAAAUUGAGACAGACAAGGCGAGUGUUCAGGAGACGCUAGAGAAGGUCAUUGAGGCGAUGUUAGAAGAAGUCAAAGUUGAAAGAGAGAAAAAAGAAGAUGCUUUAAAGGAUUUGGAAGGGGAAAUGAAGAUUCGACCUGUGUACGAAAGAAAAUUGGACGAAUAUUUUACAGAGAAGAAAAUUUUGGAGAGAAACCUUGAAAGUGAGAUAAAGAGAAACCAGGAGGCAGAAAACAUCAUAUCUACGUUGCACCAGAUUAUUGAAAAGAAACAGAAGAAGCGAAGUCGGUUUAGAAAACUCUUUGGACGUGGCUCAGAUUAA